Notechis scutatus (mainland tiger snake) is the source of this 625-nucleotide messenger RNA. The record is from RefSeq and is a predicted model, not a curated record. NCBI's taxonomy places the organism in Eukaryota, Metazoa, Chordata, Lepidosauria, Squamata, Elapidae.
AUGCUUUUGGUGAAGGUGGAGUACUCCACCCUGGUGGUCUUCUACUCCACCCUGCGGGCCUGGUGGGCCUCUUGGGUCCCUCACGAAGACAUGGGCCUUCCCUCUUCUUCCUGGGAACUAGAACCCGGACCUCCGGCCUGGGCACCUUCUCUGGCCACCAUGUUCCUCUCGUCUCCUAGCUUCGUCCGCCGGUUGCUGAACAUCCGGCCGGGUUCCGCCCUCCUCUUUUGGCUGCUGGGCCUGGCCUUGCGCCCGUCGCCCCUCUCGGGCCAGAAGCCUGAAGACAAGUACCCCGUGGUGCCCACCAACUACGGGAAGCUGCGUGGCAUCAAAAAAGGCCUGAACAACGAGAUCCUCGGCCCCGUGGUGCAGUACCUGGGCAUCCCCUACGCCACGCCGCCCAUCGGCGAGCGCCGCUUCCAGCCGCCCGAGGCGCCAGCUUCCUGGUCCGAGGUGCGCAAUGCCACGGCGUUCGCCCCGGUGUGCCCGCAGAACAUCCACGGCAUGCUGCCUGCCAUCAUGCUGCCGGUUUGGUUCACCGACAACCUGGAGAUCGUGGCCAGCUACGUCCAGAACCAGAGCGAAGAUUGCCUGUACCUCAAUGUCUACGUCCCCAUGGAGGAUG